Molecule: messenger RNA, 2072 nt
Organism: Elaeis guineensis (African oil palm)
Lineage: Eukaryota; Viridiplantae; Streptophyta; Magnoliopsida; Arecales; Arecaceae
Product: probable inactive purple acid phosphatase 27
Molecular function (GO): acid phosphatase activity; metal ion binding
Source: RefSeq, a predicted model, not a curated record
AAUAAAAAUAGUAUCGUUUCAAAUCAAUAGAAGGUUAGGUGAUUUGUUAUUCCUUCUCCUCAUGGGACCUUCUAUGUUUCAUUGGCUUCUUCUCUACCUUCUCUUGGGCUGUUCUUAUUUUUGUUGUUAUGAUGCUUCUUCUCCUUUGCUUAUUGGAUCGACCGACGAGUUCCGAGGCCACACAGCGAUAUCGGAGUUCAGGCUUCUGAAUAGGAGGUCCCUGCUCCCCUGCCCUGAUCCUAAUCCUUAUCUCGCAGUCAAUAUCAGCUCAUAUUCACCACUAUCAGAUGAUGAAAAUAUUACAGUGACCGUGAGUGGAGUUAUUGUCCCAGAUAAGUCAGAUUGGGUCGCCAUGAUCUCGCCUUCCAAUGCAAAUGUCACUGAUUGUCCUCUGAAUUCAUUGCUCUAUAAGGAAACGGGAGAUUUUGCAAAUUUGCCACUUCUCUGUGAUUAUCCAGUCAAGGCUCAGUUGCUAAGCAAUGAUCCGUCUUAUUUGACAUGCAAGAAGCAUGAAUGCCAGACUUAUUCAGGGAAUGAGUGUGCAGUUCGCACUUGCAGUGGCUCUAUUACAUUCCAUGUUGUUAACUUCAGAACUGAUGUGGCAUUUGUGUUCUUCACCGGCGGGUUCGACACACCUUGUGUGCUAAGAAGAUCAGAUCCCAUUGGAUUUUCCAAUCCUAAUAGCCCAUUGUAUGGCCAUCUCUCCAGCAUCGACUCCUCGGGAACAUCGAUGAAGGUGACAUGGGUCAGUGGAGACAAUAGCCCACAGCAGGUUCAAUAUGGAGAUGGAAAUUCUGCUACUUCCCAGGUUACAACAUUCACACAAGAUGAUAUGUGUGGUAAAAUGAGCCCAGCCAAGGAUUUUGGAUGGCAUGACCCUGGAUACAUCCAUUCUGCUGUCAUGACAGACCUCCAACCUUCUCAGAAAUACUCUUACAGAUAUGGAAGUGAUUCUGUUGGUUGGAGUAGUGACCAAAUCGAAUUUAAAACUCCACCUGCUGCUGGAUCAGAUGAACUAAAAUUUAUUGCUUAUGGUGACAUGGGAAAAGCUCCUUUGGAUCCAUCAGCCGAGCAUUACAUUCAGCCUGGAUCCCUGUCUGUCACUCGAGCUUUGGCGGAUGAAGUUGCAUCCGGUAACAUCGAUUCAGUUUUCCAUAUUGGAGAUAUAAGUUAUGCCACAGGUUUCUUGGUUGAGUGGGAUUAUUUUCUGAGUCUCAUCACACCAAUUGCUUCCCAUGUUACCUAUAUGACAGCUAUAGGUAACCACGAGAGGAAACCAUUAAUUUAUUACAGAGACCAUCCAUCCUCUGGAUCGGUGUAUGAAACACCAGACUCUGGUGGCGAGUGUGGAGUUGCUUAUGAGACUUACUUCCCAAUGCCUACAAAUGCCAAAGAUAAGCCAUGGUAUUCAAUCGAACAAGCAAGUGUCCACUUCACUGUGAUUUCCACAGAACAUGAUUGGACCGAGAAUUCUGAGCAGUAUAAUUGGAUUAAGAAGGACCUGGAAUCUGUUGAUCGAGCAAGUACACCUUGGUUAAUUUUUACAGGGCACAGGCCCAUGUAUUCAUCAAGUACUGGGAUACUUCCAAAUGUAGAUCCUGAAUUUGUUAAAUCCGUGGAGCCACUUCUCAUGGAUAACAAGGUGGAUCUUGUGCUUUUCGGCCAUGUACAUAAUUAUGAGAGGACAUGUGCAGUUUAUGAUAAUGAAUGCAGCGGAAUGCCAACAAAAGAUAAAGAUGGAGUUGAUACUUAUGAUAACAACAAUUACACAGCACCAGUUCAUGCUAUCAUAGGAAUGGCAGGAUUUACCCUGGACAAUUUUCCAAGCGAAGUUGAAAACUGGAGCUUAACAAGGAUAUCUGAAUUUGGUUAUGCACGGGUACAUGCAACUAAAAACGAUUUGCAAGUAGAGUUUGUGAAUGCGAGUACCAAAGAGAUACGAGAUAGUUUCCAUAUCAUCAAAGGAGGAAUCUAGGAUCAUAUAUCUAGCAAAAGAUCAUGUAAUAUUCAUCACAUCAUGUAUGAUGAAGGACAAAAUUGAGGGAAAAGUGUAAAAUUUUUGUAAUCACUGG